AUGUUUAAAAAGAUGACUGAAUUUGGUCCAGAUUCCGGGGGGAGGGUUAAGGUAAGGUUACUCCACAGCGUUCGGAUACGGAAAGAAACGCAUGAGCAGAUGCGCUUAAUGUUUACCACUGUCUGUUUAUUAUUGUCUUGUAUAUAUUUUUUUACGUGAACAAAUCAAUAUGAUUUCCAUUUCUUCUCUUCAGGGAGUAACCAUUGUGAAGCCUAUCGUAUUCGGAAACGUCGCUCGUUACUUUGGGAAGAAGCGAGAGGAGGAUGGACACACACAUCAGUGGUCUGUUUAUGUGAAGCCUUACCGAAAUGAGGUGAGGCGUCCACGUCAAUUCAAACCUUUUCAGUGACUGUUUUUACUGUGUUUUGUGAUGAUUAUUUACAGUAUUCACCUUGUUGUUUCAGGAUAUGUCCGCUUACGUGAAGAAGAUCCAGUUCAAGUUGCAUGAGAGCUAUGGUAACCCACUGAGAGGUGUGUGAGACCUUUACACAGCUGAUAUUUGAGGACUAAAAUAUGCGUCUGUUGUACUUUUGUCUGAAAUAACGUCUUUUUUUUACUAGUUGUGACCAAGCCUCCAUACGAGAUUACAGAGACAGGAUGGGGCGAGUUUGAGAUCAUCAUCAAGAUCUUCUUCAUCGACCCUAAUGAGAGACCUGUAAGAGCAACUAGAAGUAAACGCGCUGUUACAAAUGUGAUACUUCAAACCUUACAUCCUCAUAUGUUUGCUGCAUUGGGCUUGUAUGUGUCUUAGGUGACUCUGUACCACCUGUUGAAGUUGUUCCAGUCAGACUCCAGUGCCAUGCCUAAGAAGACAGUUGUGUCUGAAUUCUAUGAUGAAAUGGUACGUCUACUUUCAUGCUGUAGGCAAAAACUCAAAACUACCGUUACUUGCUGGAAUCAUUUAAGAAUUUUUGUUGAAAGAUGUCAUCACGCUUUGAUAUGAAUUUAGCUCCGAAAUUGUGCUUAGUUGUGUAUUGUCCUUGACAACAAAGUCUUACUUCACCAAGACUUUUGUGUCCACUACCGUCUGGCAGAAGGCACAGGAGUCUGCCAGCACGCACUAAAAGACUGAAGUACAGUUACUACCCAUAUUCAGUUUGUUAUCUAAACUCCUGGCAGUACCACCAGUCAAUACUCUGUACAAUAACCCACUUAACUGUGCAAUAUUAUCUGUGAUAUGCAAUACAGCAGUGUGUACACCAUUAUUUAUCAUGUGCAAUACGGCAAUUUUCAUACCUCAUUUAUCCCACCGACUUAUCCUCCAUUUCAUAUAUUUACACUCAGCACCUUUGUAAAUAUUGCACUUUGUAAAUCUUUCUCCUAUACUUUAAUUUGUCUUUAAAAAUUUUUGCAUUCUUUUUAUUGUAAUCCUCUUAGUACUUAUUGUGUCUUUUUUUUAUCUGUACUCCUUUGAGUCAAGCGUUCCUCUCAUCCAGGGCAUUUCAUUGCACUGUUGACCUUGUUUAAAGUGCACAUGACAAAUUAACAAAUCUUGAAUCUUGAAUCUUGUCUUUUGCAUCCUCAGAUCUUCCAGGAUCCUACAGCCAUGAUGCAGCAGCUCCUGACCACGUCAAGACAGCUCACACUAGGAGCAUACAAACAUGAGACAGAGUGUAUGUACAAACGCAAUGGAUAUUACUGCAGAAGUGUGUGUGUGUGUGUGUGUGUGUGUGUGUGUGUGUGUGUGUGUGUGUGUGUGUGUGCGUGCAAAGAGCCACAUGUAAUACUGAGUCACAGAUAUCAUAACGGUUUGUGUGUGCUUGCUUGUGUCUACAGUCAGUGAGCAGGAGCAGAGGACUAAGGAGAAAAUGGAGGCAGCAAAGAAGAGAACCAGCCAGGAGAUCACAGAGCUAAAAGAUAAACUCAAAGCCAGCCGAGAAAACAUCAACCAUCUGAAGGCAGAGAUCAGGAAACUUGAGGAGGAUGGAGACCACAAGGAGCACUGA
Molecule: messenger RNA, 1946 nt
Organism: Xyrichtys novacula (pearly razorfish)
Lineage: Eukaryota; Metazoa; Chordata; Actinopteri; Labriformes; Labridae
Source: the annotation of a GenBank genome assembly